Messenger RNA from Colletotrichum orchidophilum, 2673 nucleotides. RefSeq lists its product as uncharacterized. Gene Ontology annotation, biological process: regulation of DNA-templated transcription; post-transcriptional tethering of RNA polymerase II gene DNA at nuclear periphery; protein import into nucleus. Gene Ontology annotation, molecular function: structural constituent of nuclear pore. Gene Ontology annotation, cellular component: nuclear pore; nuclear pore outer ring. The record is from RefSeq and is a predicted model, not a curated record. The transcript is spliced from 4 exons. Lineage: Eukaryota; Fungi; Ascomycota; Sordariomycetes; Glomerellales; Glomerellaceae. Bases 1 to 2673 code for a protein of 890 amino acids.
AUGGACGGAAUUGGACCUGAAGUUGAAGUGUUCGCGAACAUUCUCGACGAUUGUCUCGCGGAUCAAGGUACCGAUGAGGACAAACGCGCAAGGGUCUUGGGGCUGGUAAACGCAUACCACGACUAUGCCGCCGAAAAGCUGUCGCAGUUGCGCGAACCACGCCGUCAGGGUUCAAUUGGCGACAACGAAAUGGACGUGGACGAGGAAGAAGAAGCAGAAUCUGCGACAAGCUCAGAAGAGAUUCGAGCGUGGCAGCAAGAGAGACAGACGUGGGAUCUUAUCCGUCGCCUGAUUCCGAUCAGACACUCUGUCCAAGACUUGACGAGCAAGCAAACUACGAACAUUGGAGGUGAUCUUUGGAAGGCAUUUCUCGCAAACGAUCAAUCGGCCAUGGAGAGGAAGGCUAUUCUCGAAUGGUUACAAGAGGGCGCGAGAGCUGGCUCCGACAUCGACGACCUCGUUCGAGAACUGCAGCAAAACGCCGAUAGAGGAGAUAUUAUUGCCCACGGGUGGAUACACACGAGGUCCGCCAUCAAGCUGCAGAAGAGUGUGAUUGGUUCUGCGCGCCCGCUUGACGUACAUUUUCCCGAGGUUGCGCGCUCUCUCGUCAACUCUGACAGGGCGCCACUCGUUUCCGAGCUAGACCCAGACUCUGUGGUUAGACAGGGUCGGAAGUUGGAGCCACAGGAUGAGUACUUUGAGAGGGCUAUUUGGGUCGGCUGCUUCCAGCUUCUCCGACGGGGCUGCAGUUUAGAAGCUACGCGGGAGUGGUGCUUGGAGAGGACCGAAGUCUGGAGGGCUGUGUCCAUGUCCGCCUUACCUCUCGCAAGUGGCAAUGGGGAGACGAGCCUUGUCAAGGACCCUUCAGCGCUUGCACUUUGGAGACGCAUGUGUUUUGCUCUUGCUCGUCAAGGCGGCAGCGAUGAUAUUGAGAGAGCAGUUUAUGGGGUGCUGUCAGGAGACAUCCCUAGCGUGCAAAGAGUGUGCAAAACUUGGGACGACUUCAUGUUCAUGCAUUACAACGCUCUGAUUCGCACGCAGUUCGAUGCUUUCCUUCUCAGCCAAUGCUCCCCGGAAGUGUCAGCAACCAUCCGCUCAUCAUUCGCCGCUUUCGACGCAGUUCAGUUCCACGGUGAUGCUGCCACGUUGGAGCAGCGCUUGAUCCACAACCUCGAGAUAAGCCCGCACACGGGCAAGGAAGCCUUGGAACCUUCCAAAGCACUGCAGGCCGCCAUUAUUUCGAAAGACUUACAACGCCACUUCUACGAGCAAGGCGUUGCCAUCACACAGAAAGCAAAUUCAAAGGAGGCAUCUGCGCUCAUGCCCGACCAUAGCUGCCGCAACAUCGACGUAGUGGCGGAAAAGUUCGCCGACAUCAAAAAUCCUGAUGGCCUGCGAGUAGCUGUUCAUGCACUCAUCAUCUUUGAUACACUCGAUAAACUUGGGGGGUUGCAAGCGAACGCCGUAACCAUGAGUUCGGAUCAUGAUCGUCGUGAACUACAAGAAAACACGAUUACACAGUACAUCAGCCUCCUUCGUCUAGCAGGCUUGGAGGAAUUGAUUCCCUUGUAUUGCUCUAGGCUUCAUCCAUCGAGAGCCUUCCAAGUGUUGAGCACAAACUUACUUCCCAUCACCGACAGCGACGCUCGUCUAAUCCAGCUCAGCCUCAUUCGCAAAGCAGAGCUGGACGUUGUGGAGUUCGUCAAGGCGCAACCACGGUUCUUGUUCCAGAAUAUGGGCCCCAACACUGCUCAAGACCAAACAAUGCGGGAGUUCCAGAUCAUGGACAAUGGCCCGGCGUCUUUGAAGUACGGACGUUCCAUCAAAACAGACUUCUUUGGGGAAGAUCCCGAAUCCAUCGAUCCGGUCGAUGAACGAUUGAUCCGGUCAAUGGAAUGGCUGCUACUAGUCGACGAGGCCUGGCCCUAUGUCUUCUCCAUCGGUGUGGCGGUUUACAAGUAUUUCCUGAAAGCCAUGCAUUUGAAUGCUGCCAGAAGCCUUGCGAACCGUGUACCAUUCAGCAGCAUUAUGCGGACAAGCGAAUCCUCUGAACAAGAAGAGAAUGACCUCUGGUGGACAGAAGAUGCAGAAUUCUGGACUGACCAGGUCGAAGCUGCGGGUGCAAUCAACCUUUCGCCAAGUCAAGUUGCAUCGGACGCCAGGGUGUUACACGAACUUGAGUGUCUUGUGAGAGCCUUGGACACAAUGGAAACUGUCGCUUCACUGGCGGAACUGUCAAGAGAGGACCCAUCCGUCAAACGAGAUUUCUGGACGAAGGUUGGCAACGAAGUCAAGUCUGCCAAAGCAAACGUGCGGCCACUGCUCAAUGGUUGGCUGCUUGGUCAAGACGAUGAAGAGUUGAAAGCGUUGCGAGAGGCAUACCUUCCUGAGACACUUCUCGCCUAUGUCAGCACUCUUCAUUUUGCCGGCACGGCGCUAACAAGAGAUAACUUUUUGGAGUGUAUGGAGCUGGCGGCCACCAUUGCGGAGAAGGACUCGGAUGUGGCAGCCUGCUUCACCAAGGCUGGGCGGAUGAAGGAAUUGGUUGAGUGUUUUGCUACCUGCAGCAAAGCUCUGGCAGUUGCCUCGGGCGAAAAGAAGGCGGCCAGUUCAAGCAGCAAGAAGCUACGUGAAAUGGGGUGGUCUCGGGAUCUUUGGUCCGUAAAGCACUGA